UGUGAAGGCGUUUGACUACUAUACAUGACUGGUACACAACAUAUCGUCAGCUCAUACAUAAGUCCGCUGAGAUUGUAUGCCGUAGUAAGCUCGUCGAUGGUGUUUUGGCGCCAACCUCCAUCAGCACGACUGACAAAUCAAUUAAAAAUAAAGAGAAUUUGGGAAUUAACAAUAAGUCUACAUUAUUUUACUCAUUUUGAAGUGUGUACAAGUACUGGUAUGUCACUGGGGAGGCGAUCUGACAGAGUGCGUAAAAAAGUAGAUUAUGCAAAGUUUUGUCAAGAAGAAGACAACAGCAGCAACAAUAGUGAUGAUGAUUUCCAAGAUGAAGCAGGGCCGCCACCACCACCAAAGAAAACGAAAUCAAAAGCCAAGUCAAAUAUUAAAUCAAAACAAGAAGAGACAAAGAGUAAAGAAUCAGGAAGUUUAAAAAGGAAAGAAAGAUUGUCAAGAGAUGAAAAGCUGUACCAGAAAGAAUUAGAGGCUGCACUGAAAGCUUCCAUAGAAGACUCUCAGCUAUCAUCUGGUAGUAGUACUACACAUGAUAACCAGGAAGAAUUUUCAGAUGAUGAAGUAGAAGUUGCAUCAUCCAAAUCGAAAAAGCCCAGGUUACUUCCUCCUUUGGAGAUAGAAGACAACAACAAAGAGAACAAUGUCAGUGGCUCGCACACUAAUACAGACAAAAAAGUUCCAAACAUCGAAGUGGAGGAAAGAAGAAAUGAUGACAUAAAAAAGAAACAAAGCAGAACAACAUCAGAUGUCAAGAAAGAGGUUUUACAACAAGAACAAGAGGAAGAUGAUGGUCUUGAUAGUGAUUUUGAACUUAGUGAAGAGUUGAGCAAUGAGGAAAGCGUAAGUGAGGGAGAUGACAGUGAUUUUGAUGAGGAAACAGAACUAAAGAAAACAAAUAAGGGCAAAGGGCGAGGAAAGUCAGCUGUGAGUUCACCAGCCAAACCAAGUAUUAAACCAAGAACAAGUGUGACAGUUACACCAAUCAAGAUGUUAAAGGGGAAAGGCAGUGGUAAAGGAAAGGUUUCAUCUGCAAACAGCAGCCACUCAGUGUCAAGUUCUGCAUCAAACUCACCAUCAAUUGUGUCCAUCACAAGACAUCAACCUUUACAGCAAGUGAAGGUGCACUCCACCUCACUCAACAAAAACAAUCCAGGAAUGCAAACUGUAAAUCUUGGUGGAGUUAAAAUCAACAACACUGGCCCUCCAAUACGUCUUGGACUUUCAAGAAAUGUGCGAGUUAAACCACUUCAUUCAAAUGUGUCUGUUCAACAGUGAGCCUAACAUGGCCUAUGUGCUAUGUGCACUUGUCACUUCAGAAGAAUGCUAACACCUUGAAGCAAAAGGGAACAAUGAUUGCCAAACUGCAAAUUGACCCUCCUGGAAUUUUCCACAACAUUAUGUUGGCAGGUUCCUUAUGUAUCUCAAGAGGAUUUGGAAUACCAAUGUAAAGAGGAUGUAGAUGUAAAAUGCAAGGUACUUUGAGUAGCUCUAGGCAAAUUGAUACAGAGAAAGUUAAAUUGCAAGGAAUAACCCUUUUAACUACAAGGUUUAUUUUAAUAAAACUUUUUGACAAGAUGAAAGGCCUUUAAUGUCAAAUUUUAGUUCUAAAAAGGAGUUGUAGCAUUUCAGCAGAGUCACAUAUAUAUGCUAGUUUUCAAGAAAGUUAUAAUGUGUUUGUAACUCAUAAAUUGAAUUUAUUAUUAGUACAGCAGUGUUUAAUACCUGUGCAGUUCUUAGCUUUGAGAAAGUUCUCCAGAGAUCAGUUUAAUGUCACUAACUCUUAGGUAACAUUAAAAAUAUUAACAUGUAUGAUAA
Molecule: messenger RNA, 1827 nt
Organism: Pocillopora damicornis (cauliflower coral)
Lineage: Eukaryota; Metazoa; Cnidaria; Anthozoa; Scleractinia; Pocilloporidae
Biological process (GO): double-strand break repair via homologous recombination; interstrand cross-link repair
Molecular function (GO): double-stranded DNA binding; single-stranded DNA binding
Source: RefSeq, a predicted model, not a curated record